CAAAAUGAGUGAUUUAACUGAUUUGAUGAAAAAAUUCCGUGAGAAAAAGGGAAUUGAUGAUGCAACAUUAGCAAAAAAUCAAGAAAUAAAAGAGAUUACAAAUAGAGCAAAGGCUGUUGAUGCAGAAACUGAUUUAGAACGAAGGAAAAGAGAAAGACGAGAAAGAAGAGAGAGAGAAGAAAGAGAAGCAGCAGCAAAAGAAAAAGCAGGUUCAAGCACUUCUAGAGUUGAACGAGUAAGUAGUAGUGCUGAUACAGCUGAAGAAGCUCGUGAGAAAAGAAGACUUGAAAGACAAAGACAAAGAGAAGAAGAAAAACGAAGACUAGCAGAAGAAGAACGUAAAGCCCAAGAAGAGAGAGAAGCAAGAAGAAAAAAAAGAGAAGAAGAACUUCGUAUUGCAGAAGAACAACGAGAGGCUCAAAGAAAAAAAGAAAGAGAAGAACGUAGAAAAAGAUUAGAAGAAGAAAGAAAAGCAUUAGAAGGGUCUUCUGUAACUGAAAGAACUGAACGAGCUGCACAAAAAUUAAAACAAGCAACGUUAAUUGGAACUAAAGAAGUUAAUAAAGAUUCAACUGAAACAAAACAAGGAAACCAAAACAUUUCAAAUAAUGAACAACAAACAGAAGAAAUUCGUUCUGGAAAACAAAGUAUUCAGUUAAUUGAAUUAAAGGCAAAUAAUGAAGCAUUAAGAAAACAAGUUGAAGCAUUAACAAAAGAAAAAGAAGAUUUCCAGAAAGGUGCAGGAAAUAGACAAAUUGAACUUGAAAAUAAGAUCAAAGAAAAUAUUAAAGAAAUAGAAUUAUUAAAAGGUGAUUUAGAAUUGUAUCGUGGAAAACAAAAGGAGAAACCAUUGUUCCAUACUAAACCAUCAAGAAAUUUAGAAUGGCCUGAUGAAUUAAAAAUGCCAGUUCUUAAAGUUGGUGUUAAAGCAAUUGGUAUUACUGGUUCAGAUGAUGCAUAUAUUGGUGAGAUUAUUGGUGAUAAUGGAAAUAAAUGGCAAUUUACUGAAACAUUAUCAGUUUUAAAACAUAAAGUAUUUCCAUCACCAGAAGUUAUGCAAGAAACUAUUGAUAAUUUACUUAUGGUUAAUAACAAUCUUAAGAUUAGACAAGAAGAAAUGGAAAAAGAACAUCAGAGAUAUGUUAAAGGAGUUGAAAAUGAAAUGAAACAAUUACGUGCUGACUAUGAAAAGUUAAGAGACGUUUAUGGUGCUGAUGUUGUUAAAAUGCAUGCCAAUAUCAAUAAUAGAGUUUCUAUGGCAUAUGGAUUAGAAUGUAAUAUGGCAGUUCAAGUUGCUGAAGCUAUUAAAGAUGUUAAAGAUUAUUCAAAAGGUAAAUUAAGAUGGUAUUCAACAACUUCAAAGAGUGAUGAUAAAUUAUGGGCUGAUUUGAAGAGAGAAAAUAAUGAGAUGAUUAAUUAUCCAAAAGGAAGACACGAUUUCAAAGCUCGUUUAUUCCAAUUUUAUACCUCAGAAGAUAAUGAAUUAUUAUGUAAUGAAUUAAGGUCAUAUAAACAAGAAGAUUUGACACAUGGAAAGGCAUUUAUUCUUGAUACAUUUAAUGAAGUAUUUGUUUAUUAUGGAACUGGCUGUCCAAAAGAAGAUAGAACUAAAGUUACUUCAGCAGCAUUAGCAUAUAAUAAAUAUAGUGAUGAUGGAAGGUCAGUCAACACACCUGUUAUUCAAGUUGAAAAUGGACAAGAGCCUGUUCGUUUUAGAUUACAGUUCAAAGGAUGGGAUCAACGUAAAAUUAUUGACCGAGAGACUCAACAAAAUAUCUUUACUGAUAAUGGAAAGUACUUCGGUUAUGCUCAACUCCUUAAUAGUGACAAACUUCCUGAUUGGGUAGACCGUUCUUGUUUAGAAGAGUACUUGAAAGAUGAUGAGUUUAAAGGAGUUUUUAGAAUGGAAAGAAGUGAAUUUAAUAUGUUACCAAGAUGGAAAAAAGAUGCUGAACGAAGAAAAGCUAAAUUAUUCUAAUUAAUUUUUUGAAGCUU
Messenger RNA from Entamoeba histolytica HM-1:IMSS, 1995 nucleotides. RefSeq names its product villin, putative. The record is from RefSeq and is a predicted model, not a curated record. Gene Ontology annotation, molecular function: actin filament binding; phosphatidylinositol-4,5-bisphosphate binding. The coding region runs from base 5 to 1978 and encodes 657 amino acids. The transcript has a single exon. NCBI's taxonomy places the organism in Eukaryota, Evosea, Mastigamoebida, Endamoebidae. Gene Ontology annotation, biological process: cytoskeleton organization; barbed-end actin filament capping; actin filament severing.